Leptidea sinapis is the source of this 2399-nucleotide messenger RNA. RefSeq names its product exonuclease 1 (gene tos). Gene Ontology annotation, molecular function: DNA binding; 5'-3' DNA exonuclease activity; 5'-flap endonuclease activity. The coding region runs from base 226 to 2253 and encodes 675 amino acids. Gene Ontology annotation, cellular component: nucleus. Gene Ontology annotation, biological process: DNA recombination; mismatch repair. NCBI's taxonomy places the organism in Eukaryota, Metazoa, Arthropoda, Insecta, Lepidoptera, Pieridae. The transcript is spliced from 11 exons. The record is from RefSeq and is a predicted model, not a curated record.
GCGCGAAUACGAAUGUCAAUAUUAUUAUCAAAGCAAAUGGCAAUAAAUAAUUAUUAUUGUCAGGCUUAUUUAUUUGAAGUUUGAACAUAAAAUAAGAUAUUUAUUAUGAUAUAAUAUAAUAUUUAUAAGUUCAGUAGCACUGAAACAAUAUUAUCAUGGGACUCAUAUAUACGUGAAAUUCAAAUGAGAUAGUAGAGUCUUACCUUAAUUGUUAGUUUAAUUACUAUGGGUAUAACAGGAUUGAUACCUUUUCUUGAAAAAGCUUCUAGGAGUGCAAAUGUAGGUGAAUUUAGUGGAUCUACAGUAGCAAUCGAUAGUUACUGCUGGCUUCAUAAGGGCGCCUUUGCCUGUGCUGACAAAUUAGUGCGCGGGGAAGAGACUGAUAUAUACAUAAAAUAUUGCAUGAAAUAUGUAGAAAUGUUGUUAUCAAAAAACAUUAAACCUAUACUAGUGUUUGAUGGGAGGCACCUUCCUGCAAAAGCAAUGACUGAAUUAAAAAGGAGAGAAUCACGUGACAUAUCAAAGAAAAGAGCAGCUGAAUUGUUGAGCUUAGGAAAGACUGAGGAAGCCCGAUCAUAUAUGAGACGCAGUGUGGAUGUGACCCAUGCUAUGGCACUUGGACUGAUCAAGGAAUGCAGAAAGAGAAAUGUUGAUUGCAUUGUAGCACCUUAUGAGGCUGAUGCCCAACUAGCCUACCUCAAUAUUAAGAAUAUUGCACAUUUAGUUAUUACUGAGGACUCUGAUUUAACUUUGUUUGGAUGCACCAAGGUAUUAUUCAAAAUGGACUUAAAUGGAACGGGCACCCUAGUAGAGACAGCUAAGUUGCCAUUAGUAAUGAAGUGCCCAAUAGAGAGGUAUUCAUUUGACAAGUUCAGACAGAUGUGUAUAAUGUCUGGAUGUGAUUAUCUGUCGUCUCUGCCUGGUAUUGGACUGGCUAAGGCCAGGCAGUUUGUAAUGGCAACACAGGAUACAAAUUUCGCUAAUGCUCUCCGUAAACUGCCCAGUUUCUUCAACAGAUUAAAUUUAGUAGUCACAGAUGAUUACAGAGAAAGUUUCCUAAAAGCAGAGGCCACGUUUAAAUACCAAUAUGUAUAUGAUCCUCUUGAGAGAGAUAUGGUUCGGUUGACAGACCCAGGUGACCCAGAUAUAGAACUAGCUCUAUGUGGCAAUGCUGGAGAAAUAUUAGACCCCAGAGUAGCGUACCAACUGGCUUUGGGAAAUCUAGAGCCGUUCACAUUGAAACAAAUGGACAAUUGGGAUCCAGACUAUCAUAUUACCAAUGGAAGCACAAAAACAAAACGGUGGAAGGAUCAACAAGUAGCCCCACAUCCAAGCAUAUGGGAUCGUAGUUUUAAGGAGUAUUUGAAGGAGACGAGUCCCUGGAAAAAGAAAGUAAAAGCAUUGGAGCCCAUAAUAAGUGUACCUCAAACUAGAUGUAAGAAGAAAGUUGUUAAUCUAGUGACUAAGUAUGUCCCGGAGACACAGGAUGAAAGUCUAUCAAUAGAAACCCUUAGCAACAUGUAUUGUACUGAACCGGUCAGUAAAAAACAAAAACUAGAAGAUACAUCGAGCCAAAAUGAAUUAAACAUUGCCAUACUUGAAGAAAAUGACAAGGAAAAAUCACCAAUACUACAAAAUAAAGAACGCUCUUUUAAUAAAUUUGUUAAAAAUGGUGGCUACUCAGCUUUGAAAAAACUUAGCAAAUUCCCCAGAACUUUAUUAGAUGAUAAUGUAAUAGAGAGUAAAUUUUUUAGCAACGAACAAAGAAUUAGUGAGUCUCCGGAAAAAUCUUGUGAAUCCUUACCUGAAGAUAAUAUGUGUAAUGAUAGUACAUUUUGUGAAUCAGGAUCUUCUCAAAAGGAGAAUUCACCACACAAUAGCCCGAUUAAAGAGUGCAAGAGUCCUGUAUUGAAGCCUAGCCCAAUAAAUAGGAAUCCAUUUAAGGUUUCACAACAGUCAUGUCUGUUUGAUUCAGUUAUAGAGAACACAUAUCCAAUGGAGGAGUUGGUUACACCAGUUGAUUCACAGCUAAGCUUUGGAGACUCACCUCCGCAACAAUCGCCCGAAACAAAUUUGGAUUAUAUAAAGGAAACGAGUGGUUUGAAGAAGACCGAGGUCAAGAAGUCCUCAUGUCGGGUUCCGGGGUUGAAAAGGACCAGUUCUUCAAGCACUCAACGUUCGCUGCCGAGUAACCAGCCUACAUUGUUGAGCAUGUUUGGUUUUCAAAAAAAGUCUGCUUUGAAGAGAUACUAGCAGUAAAAGCCGUAAAACUAGUAUUUAAGUAUUGAAAUAACAAGCUUUAUUUUUGUUGAGAUUGUAAUUUAUAAAUAUUGUGGAUGACGUAUUUUGUUAAUUAUGUGACCUGAAUAAAUAAUGUUUAAGAGUACAUAUUAUAUAAA